Messenger RNA from Strongylocentrotus purpuratus (purple sea urchin), 3500 nucleotides. RefSeq lists its product as uncharacterized. The record is from RefSeq and is a predicted model, not a curated record. The transcript is spliced from 23 exons. Gene Ontology annotation, molecular function: calcium-dependent phospholipid binding; calcium ion binding; protein binding. The coding region runs from base 194 to 2929 and encodes 911 amino acids. Gene Ontology annotation, cellular component: cytoplasm. NCBI's taxonomy places the organism in Eukaryota, Metazoa, Echinodermata, Echinoidea, Camarodonta, Strongylocentrotidae.
CAGAGUGACCCAGAGGUCACGAAUAUGCGAAUACCAAUAGAUUUGUCUGCUCUUUGUGUAAAAUCGCCGCUGAAGCCGACAUAAGUCCUUAUAUUGUUCAUGAUUUCUGUCACAGAAUUUGACUUAAAUUAAACCUUUACUCACUAAUGUUUUGAACAUCCUGUAGCUACUGGUGAGGAAGUGAUAUCCCACAAUGCCGUCUGCAGGAGCUGUUUGUGUUCCAACCAUUACUCCACUGAGAGUGCCAUAUUCCGGUCAGACGAGCAAUCAGAUCGACACCAACACUCUUAUUGAAAUCAAAUCAGCCACCCGCAAUGCAGGCAUCUACUUCAGUACCAAUGGCAGUAAACCAGACCCCUUUGCACGCAAGGACAAGAACACAAUCAAGUACAAGGGACCGUUCCUUCUCAACCAUGGAAAGAGGACCAUUAAAGCCAUGGCUGUGUCUGGCGACGGGCGAAGUGAGAGUCAUGUGAACAGCAAGACCUUCAUCGUUGACUGGGUUUCCCCUGACAACGAUGAGAGCCAUGAAGACGACGACCAGAGCUUCAUCAUGGACUCCAGGAGGCCGCAGAGAUCACUCCAUAAUUCCUUGAACAAUUCUGGUCCUUAUGAGAUGAUUCAAACUAACGGCAGUAUGGCUCUCGCAAGGUCAUCAAUGCCGAUGCAGGGUAGCAUGCCGCACAAUGGCUGGGUAGGUCAGUCCCAACAGCAGCCACAGACUACUCUCAACCAGAACCCGGACUACUUUUUCCACUAUCACAUGCAUCAGACGAGCCCUCGUCAGGCCUCCAUGCGGCAGUCUGUUGGUUCAGGGCCUGCCAUGGUCCAGCCUCCUGUUGUCGUUGACGCCAUGGCUAGCUACAACAACCAGGAGGCGUGGCGACCAGUCAGUGUGCCCCUCCCUGCUGUCCUCAACCAAUCCACCGCCACCCAGACCGUCGGCCUCUUCUACCCCACCCACGAACAGGUCACCCGCUCGCCCCAGGACGUGGAGGCGGUUCGCCAGGUCCGGGAGCAGAUCACCACUGGAACGGGAACGGGAACGGGCCCCGCCCAGGAGAAGGCGCGGCUGACGGACAUCAGCCCGGGGAAGGGUUACUGGAAGCGGCAGAUCGCGCACAUCGCGGCUCACCUUGAGGCGUUCUCGCAGAAGGACGCAGAGUUCAGAGCUGGCGUGGGAAAACCCAAGAUGGGCAAGAUGACAUAUGCCAGUAUUGAAGAUGAUGGAGUGGACGUCACAGUGACCAUCAGUCUGGAGUCCAGGGGGUCAACCCCUCCGGUCAGAGGAAACAGAGCUCAAGUUGCUAGACAAGAUGCUAUCAAUGCAAAGAGCAAGAGUGAAUCUGAUUCGCCUUAUGGAGCGACAACAAGGAAGAAGAAACCCCUGACUAAGAGGCUAGCAGCCAAGAAGAAAGUAGAAGAGGAGAGAUUGACGCCUGAGGAGAAGCAAUUGAUAAGAGAAUUGGGACCAAGAGGAGAGGGCAACAUUGAUAUUGUGCAAGACAUGCUUGAUGAGGGAGCGGAUCCUAACUGCGAGACCAAGGAUGGAGUCUCGGCCAUUGUACAUGCUGCAAUGAACAACCAGGUGGAGAGUAUACCGUUACUUGCAGACGCAGGGGCAGAGAUUAACAGAAAGACACCGGUUAGGAAGGGCAACACAGCUCUCCAUGAGGCCGUGCUCCUCGGCCCGGACGGCCAGGAGGUCAUCGAGGCCCUCCUCGACUCGGGCGCUAACCCCAAGGUCCAGAACAACAAGGGCGACAUGCCCUACGACCUGGCCGUUGCCAACGGUUACUCGUCCAUCGUGGCGCUUUUCACCUCCAGUAUGGGCCAGGACAUGCUGAAGAAGAUGACGCAUUCCAAGAAGGAUAAAGGAAAGAAGGGGAGGAGGAAGGAGACGGAGAGUGAGGACGAGAGCGAAGAGGAGGAGAAGCCAAGGAGGAAGAGCAAGAAGUAUAAAGAGAAACUGCCCAAGGAUAAGGGCACUGUUGUCCCCGUGUCAAAGUUCAACCCUGAGAACGACGCUGAGAAACUCAGGAAAGCCAUGAAAGGAUUAGGUACUGAUGAGCAAGCAAUCAUUGAUGUUCUCGCUAAUCGAUCAAACGACCAACGGCAGAAGAUUGCCAAACAGUUCAAGCAGAUGUUUGGAAAGGAUUUAUUGAAGGAACUCAAGAGUGAGCUGAGUGGCAAACUCUUGGAUGUAGUACAAGGACUGAUGAUGACCCCUUCUCAGUACGAUGCUUAUCAACUCAACAAGGCAGUCAAGGGUCUGGGCACCAAUGAGGAGAUACUGAUUGAAAUUCUAUGUACAAGAACCAACAGCUCCAUCGAAGCCAUCAAAAAUGUGUACGAAGAUGCGUAUGGAGAGGAGCUGGAGGAAGCCAUUGCUGAUGAUACCUCAGGCCACUUUGAGCGGCUUCUGAUCUCUGUCCUGCAGGGGUCCAGGCCAGAGGGAGACGAGGUGGAUCCAGACAAAGCCAAGGCUGAUGCGGAGGCACUAUACAAAGCAGGGGAAGCCAAGUGGGGGACAGACGAGUCGCGCUUCAACGUGAUCAUGAUGUCAAGGAGCUACGCCCAGCUGAGGGCGACGUUCGAGGAGUACGGGAAGCUGGGCAAGCACGACAUUGAGCAGGCCAUCAAGAAAGAGAUGUCAGGUGACCUGAAAGAAGCCAUGUUAACAGUUGUGAGAUGUGUUCGUAACAAGCAUAAAUACUUCUCAGACAAGCUGUAUAAAACAAUGAAGGGAGCUGGUACUGAUGACGACACUUUGAAGAGGAUCAUUGUCUCUCGCGCUGAGGUAGACAUGCUGAACAUCAAGGGAGAAUUCCAGUCUGCCUACUCACAGACACUCGGACAAUUUGUUGCAGAUGACACAUCUGGAGAUUACAAGAAGAUCCUUGUUGCCCUGGUGGGCGGUACCAACUAAGGCCUAGUGCGAACACACCCUCUUGUUGUUCAAUCGGUGAAGUAUGUGACCUGUUCAUUUCAUGAGGAUCCCUUUCACCCCUGGCUGGUUGGUGUUUACACUAGCUAAGGAACAGUUUAAAGACUACGUAUGUUGAGAUCCAGAACGUCGUUCACUCUUUGUUAAAGUAUAUGAGUUAACGCCCUUCCGGCUCCGAACAGACGACUACCUCUCCUGUUUGAUGGGUAAAGUAUUUUAUUAGAAGCGGUAGACUUCAAGGAGAUUAGUUCAAGUCCAAGUUCAAGUUCAAGUUUUAUUUCCACAUGUGUUUCAUAAAAAAAAAACAAGUAUACAUACAUGUACAUGUUCAGACAUAUAAAAAAUGCAAAGUAACACAAAAUUAGAAUCUGUAGACUUCAAGGAGAUCCCCUUUGACCUGAUUGGCAGCACCAACUACAGUGUUGUGUAAACACUCCCUAUAUUAGAAGAUCGUCAUUAUCCUGGUUGAUGAUAUUAACUUAAAGAUAAACUUUAGUUCUGGUUAAAAAAAGAAAAUCAAUUUUCACAGAAUCUAACGAAACAUACACUGAAU